Messenger RNA from Tupaia belangeri chinensis (Chinese tree shrew), 2157 nucleotides. RefSeq names its product ST3 beta-galactoside alpha-2,3-sialyltransferase 3 (gene ST3GAL3). Lineage: Eukaryota; Metazoa; Chordata; Mammalia; Scandentia; Tupaiidae. The coding region runs from base 31 to 1251 and encodes 406 amino acids. The record is from RefSeq and is a predicted model, not a curated record. Gene Ontology annotation, molecular function: sialyltransferase activity. The transcript has 12 exons.
GUCAUGUAGGAAAUUGUAAAUCAUGUGAAGAUGGGACUCUUGGUGUUUGUGCGCAACUUGCUGCUAGCCCUCUGCCUCUUUCUGGUACUGGGAUUUUUGUAUUACUCCGCGUGGAAGCUGCAUUUACUCCAGUGGGAGGACUCCAAUUCAAUGGUUCUUUCCUUUGACUCCGCUGGACAAACUCUAGGCUCAGGGGAAGAGCGUCUCUGCACGUCCAUCCUGUGUUCUGGUGAAGAUGCCGGGCCUCGUGCUGGGGUUGCCACCUUGAUGACCAUGAAUAAACGUCCAGAGUACGAUCGAUUGGGUUUCCUCCUAAAGCUGGACUCUAAACUGCCUGCUGAGUUAGCCACCAAGUACGCAAACUUUUCAGAGGGAGCUUGCAAGCCAGGCUAUGCCUCAGCCUUGAUGACCGCCAUCUUCCCCCGGUUCUCCAAGCCAGCACCCAUGUUCCUGGAUGACUCCUUUCGCAAAUGGGCUAGGAUCCGGGAAUUUGUGCCGCCUUUUGGGAUCAAAGGUCAAGAUAAUCUGAUCAAAGCCAUCUUGUCAGUCACCAAAGAGUACCGCCUGACUCCUGCCUUGGACAGCCUCCGCUGCCGCCGUUGCAUCAUCGUGGGCAAUGGAGGUGUCCUUGCCAACAAGUCCUUGGGGUCACGAAUUGACGACUACGACAUCGUGGUCAGACUGAACUCAGCGCCAGUGAAAGGCUUUGAGAAGGACGUGGGCAGCAAAACCACACUGCGCAUCACCUACCCCGAGGGUGCCAUGCAGCGGCCAGAGCAGUACGAGCGUGAUUCUCUCUUUGUCCUCGCGGGCUUCAAGUGGCAGGACUUCAAGUGGUUGAAGUACAUCGUCUACAAGGAGAGAGUGAGCGCAUCAGAUGGCUUCUGGAAGUCUGUGGCCACUCGAGUACCCAAGGAGCCCCCUGAGAUUCGCAUCCUCAACCCAUAUUUCAUCCAGGAGGCCGCCUUCACCCUCAUCGGACUGCCCUUCAACAAUGGCCUCAUGGGCCGGGGGAACAUCCCAACCCUCGGCAGUGUGGCGGUGACUAUGGCACUACACGGCUGUGACGAGGUGGCAGUGGCGGGCUUUGGCUACGACAUGAGCACACCCAACGCACCCCUGCACUACUAUGAGACUGUGCGCAUGGCAGCCAUCAAAGAGUCCUGGACACACAACAUCCAACGGGAGAAGGAGUUCUUGCGGAAGCUGGUGAAGGCGCGUGUCAUCACUGACCUGACCAGUGGCAUCUGAGUGGGGCAAGCAGCAGUCGCCGCCACCUGCACAGGAGACUUCAGACCCAGAGAAGGACAGUGCCAAGGGGCCCCACGGGCAGCAGGGCCUGGGUGGGGCCGCCAGAGCUCUGCCUGCUCCGAGGCCAGGCCCAGAGACCAGCACUCAGGCUCACUCAGCCUGGGGCCUUGAAGCCAGAGGGCCAGAAAGCUGCUAACUGUGUGCAGCAGGUCCAGCAUCCAGGAGAUAGGGACAUAAGCAGCAAGACUGCUGCCAGAAUUAUUUCUCCAAUCAGUGUUUGGUGUAUUAUCAUUUUGUGAAUUUGGGUAGGGGGGAGGGUGGGGAUAAUUUAUUUUUAAAUAAGGUUGGAGAUGUCAAGGUUGGUCCACUUGCCGUGCAGAAAGGGGCCCAUUAAAGGGCCUGUCAGGCAAAUGGUACCAGGAAGCUAUUUGGAGAAUGCAAGAGCCGUGAUCACCUGUACCCUGCGCCAGGGCUACCGGGAGGUGAGCAGGAUUCCGUGCCAGCUCCCUCAAGCUCAGAUACUGUUCGGCCUUCCUUGCGGAGAAGGUGAAGUAUUCCCACUCACCAGCCCCUAGCUGCCCCAUAGGAAAAUCCUGGAGCCAUCCCUUCGGAGCCAAUAAGACAGCCCAUGGGCUCGAGCAGAGAGCUUUACAGCUCAGGAAGUAAAGCCCAGCCCAGCUGGUGGGAAUGGCUCCUCUCGCCAGCUGUGACUGAUCUGCGGGACAGUGCCCCAGUCUGGACUGGCCAACCUGUCAGAUGUCCUUGGCCUCAGCAAUGAGUCUGCCAGGCCCUUGGGUUCUGCCUUUAGCCUGGACCAGAGGGAAGUAAGACCCAAGGACCUUGCCAGGCCCUGGCAGCCAUCCCAGGCAGCCCUCGUGGAAGCAAUAAAGCUCUUCCCUGAACCUG